Zea mays is the source of this 577-nucleotide messenger RNA. RefSeq names its product NADH dehydrogenase [ubiquinone] 1 alpha subcomplex subunit 1. The record is from RefSeq and is marked validated. The coding region runs from base 151 to 345 and encodes 64 amino acids. NCBI's taxonomy places the organism in Eukaryota, Viridiplantae, Streptophyta, Magnoliopsida, Poales, Poaceae. The transcript has 3 exons. Gene Ontology annotation, cellular component: respiratory chain complex I.
AUCCACCCGGAGGCACCUCACACACACACACUCUCUCUCUCUCCACUGGCUGACGCCGCGACCGCCCCAACCCAACUGCCCUUUUCGGAGAUCUCGCCGCCUCCGCCGUCGACUUCCGUCGCCCCCCUAUCCCGCGUCCGGGCUUACCCGAUGGCACGGCUGCACUGGCUUGAGGCCGUCCUGCCGCUGGGGAUCAUCGGCGGCAUGCUCUGCAUCAUGGGCAACGCCCAGUAUUUCAUCCACAAGGCCGCGCACGGCAGGCCGAAGCACAUCGGGAACGAUAUGUGGGACGUCGCCAUGGAGCGCCGCGACAAGAAGCUCGUGGAACAAUCCUCCGGCAACUAGGGUAUUGAUCAACCUCAAACUUUUCUGGAUGUUGACGAACCUCGUUCAAAAGCACAGAAGUACUGCUCUUUUGUUUCCUGUACAAUUGGAACCAAGACUUGUUUGUUUUGCUUUGAAAUAUCAACAGUUCGGAGAAUAAUCUGUAUCUGACAUCUGUUUAAUUGAACAAAGCCAAAUACUUUGUCAAUUGUGUAUGCACAAUUAUUUCCGCCACCGGGGCAGAUCCAUGAAC